This is a messenger RNA of Colletes gigas, 1699 nucleotides long. RefSeq lists its product as uncharacterized. Gene Ontology annotation, molecular function: mRNA binding. Gene Ontology annotation, biological process: mRNA export from nucleus. The record is from RefSeq and is a predicted model, not a curated record. Bases 88 to 1377 code for a protein of 429 amino acids. The transcript is spliced from 7 exons. Gene Ontology annotation, cellular component: nucleus. Lineage: Eukaryota; Metazoa; Arthropoda; Insecta; Hymenoptera; Colletidae.
CCGGUGCUCAAUCUGGCAUCACUGAUCUCUUGCUGUAAUUUUGGUUUCAUGAAUCGCGUCUGUUUCGGGUAGUCGAAUUAUUACGGUAUGGCUGAUGUGGGUCUAAGUUUAGAUGACAUAAUUAAAAAAUCGCAAUCGCCAGGAAUGAGAAGCAAAGGUGGAGGUGUUCGUAAACGAAUUAAUAGGGGAGCACGUGCUAAUGGUUCUUUAAGGGGACGCGGUGGUACGCAAGUAAUUACCGAUGCAAGAUUUAAAAUUAUACAAAAAAAUAGAGAGAAACUUACGGAUGCAAGAGACAAACUAGCUGAAAUUGCAAAGCAAAGCGAUGCUAGAUUAAAAUUAGACAAGAUACGUGCGUCCCAAUUGAAAAAAGUAGAAUCACAGUUGCCUGGAAUUUCUCGAAAAACUGGUCGCAAUGGAAGGUUGUCUUUAUCGACUAAUAAAAUGCCACCGAUAAUACCGCAUUCUAUACCUCCUAAUAUUCCAAACAACUAUAUGCCUCCGUCAACAAGAGCAGUAGGUUAUAGGCCUCCGCUGCUUACAGAACCUCAUUAUAUGGGAGACAUGAACGUGGAUUACAAUGAUGAUUAUUUAAUGGAAACAGCACCUUUAAGACGAACCGUGAGUAAUGAAUAUGCACCUACACCACCACCACCGCCUCCUGUGUUCAGUAUUAAGCCUUCUGCAUCUCCUUACACAUGGGUAAAACCAGCAAAUACUAACAUAACAAGAAUUGUACCUUCUCGGAAACCGGACGUAGACAGAGAGCGGGAUAGAGCAAGGGACUAUAAAGUUAUCGCGCGUUCCACGAUGACAAAACCCGCCUCCCCAUUGUACAAAGAAGAUUGGAGUUUUGGCACAAAAUCACGUACUAUAUUAGCAGAAGAUCCAAUAGAAUCAAAGUAUUACGAUUCGAGAAGUCAUAGAGACGUGGGUGUAAAAUCAAGAUUAGAUUCGAUACCAACUAAAUCACGAACCAUGAGUGUUUUAUCCCGCUCGAAAACGAGCUCUAGUUCGUUAUCUCCGUCAACUGGUUAUAGAAUCGUAGUGUCAAAUUUACAAGCAAAUGUUACUCAAGAAGAUAUUAAGGAAUUGUUCGAGGAUGUUGGGGAAUUAUUAGUGUCCAGAUUAGUACGGCCGGGCACCGCGGAAGUAAUUUAUAAAACACUAAAGGAUGCUACUAAAGCUGUUGAAACUUAUCAUAAUAGGCAGUUAGAUGGACAUCCGAUGAAAUGUCUUCUCGUAAAUCCGCGACCAAAAAAUAAUCCAACAGGUCCCGCUGUUAGGUCUCUUACAGAAACUAGAAGAAGCGUAAGUUCAAGUUACGUACAACCGAGUUUAGAAGCCGUGCAUCGCGCAUUGUUCGACGAUUCUUAAGUAAAUAUAUCACUUUUAAUCAGAAAAUGCCAUGUAUAAUGGUAACGAAUUUUAUUCCAAAUAUGUCUAAAACGGAAUAAAAGUGGGGAAUAGGGAUGGAAUGAAGAAUAUAAAAAAAUCGUAACUUGUAGAAAGGGGAAUUCUAAGUGGAAUUUCUAUUAAUGAAACAUCACUUAGUUUACUUUUACUUUGUAUAAAACAAGUAUGACUUCGACAAUUAUCGAGAAGAAUACGAUAGCAAUGAAUUUAAUUUGUAAACAACAGAUACAAGAUGCUUCUUGUACAUUUAUUACACUCAAAUAAAACAAAGCAUUUAGGAAUU